Lolium rigidum is the source of this 2606-nucleotide messenger RNA. RefSeq names its product ATP-dependent zinc metalloprotease FTSH 4, mitochondrial-like. NCBI's taxonomy places the organism in Eukaryota, Viridiplantae, Streptophyta, Magnoliopsida, Poales, Poaceae. Gene Ontology annotation, cellular component: chloroplast thylakoid. The record is from RefSeq and is a predicted model, not a curated record. Gene Ontology annotation, molecular function: ATP binding; metalloendopeptidase activity; ATP hydrolysis activity. Bases 868 to 2535 code for a protein of 555 amino acids. Gene Ontology annotation, biological process: proteolysis. The transcript is spliced from 4 exons.
AGUAUGAUAUCGUUCGAAUUAAAGCCUUGUCCACCGAAAUUCAGGAUCUAAUUUGGUGAUUCGUAUGUGUUGGGUUCUCCUCCUAAUUUGGUAGGAACCUUUCUCCGAAUCUGGCCGACAAACUCCCCGCAUGUCUCUCCCGUCUCUGAAACCUUCCUCUCCCGUCUAACUUGCCAUGUUCUAGAAAUUGAUUGCUACUACUACUCUUCGUCCCGAUGCAUAUACAAGAUCAGAGUCCUAGAAACACACAUCACGUCUGAUCGAUCGAUCGAUGUAGUUAACUCGCGGGCGUGGUUACAUUACUAGGUAGGCGAACUGGAGACUUGGUGUUGGUGUCCGGCCGAGCAACGGAAAUUUCGACCAAAUCCUUUCUUCUUCUUGAGCUAAAUCUCCAGAAACACCUCCUGUCCUGUCCACCAUGGCCUGCAGGCUCCCUCUCUCCAAGGUCUUCCUAUUCAUCUUAGCUUUAUUCAUCAAAUCUUGGGUCUAAUGGGCCUGCUCGACUAUGAAAGGAGCACGGUGCAUUUUAUUACUUAAUUCUCUGUAGUUGAUGGCCUGAUGCUCAUCGACUGCAAAAAGCUAUCUGAGUUUCAGACUGACGCCAAUUUAUUUUUUCAAUUGAAUUCUACACGACUUACUAUUGCAUGAACAUCGGCUAUGAAGCCAAGAGGCAUUGGUUGUAUAUAGUACUUAAGAAGUAGAGCACUGGUGUUUGCAGUGGGUGCCGGCCAGCUUAUGGAUUAGCAAAUCUCAUCCAGUGUUUCUCACUUGUUGUCAGAGUACACCAGUGUUCUGUUUCCCUCGACUAAAUAUCUGUGUGUGGUUGUGUCACAGGCCGCGACGACGCAGCAGGCAAACGACGUUGUUAUGGAGGAGUGUGCUGUGACCGCCAUAUUUCCUUCUUCCAGAGCACCUGCGGCGGAUGCAACCACUACAAAUGCAGGAGGUGGUGUCCAUAUAAACCAACAAGGCUGGUACGGGUCAGGCUUCGUUGGCCAACUUUGGAACCAUCUUUGGAGUGCCUUUGAUGGUUCGACAAAAGAGGUGAAGGAUUCAACCACAAAGUUUAGUGAUGUCAAGGGGAUCGAUGGAGCUAAAGCCGAGUUCGAGGACAUAAUCCAGUACAUGCGUGACCCUAAACGUUUCACACGCCUCGGCUGCAAGCUCCCGAGAGGUGUUCUGAUAGUCGGCGCACCUGGCAACGGGAAAACAAUGUUGGCAAGGGCUCUGGCCAGGGAAGUUGGCGUCCCAUUCUUCGCCUGCAGCGGCAGCGAAUUUGAGGGUGAGUACGUUGGUGCUGGGGCUAAAAGAGUGAGAGAGCUCUUCAGUGCAGCAAGGAAACGAUCUCCCUGCAUAAUAUUCAUCGAUGGAAUUGAUGUCAUUGCUGGGAGCAGAGACAUAAAUAAGCAAACAGGGCAGAGGCACACCCUGAACCAGCUGCUCACCGAGCUAGAUGGCUUCAAGCAGAACGAUGGGGUCAUGGUGGUUGCCACGACCAACUCCCUCGAUUCUCUAGAUCAAGCCCUUGUUAGGUCUGGGCGUUUUGACCGUCACGUUAAGAUUCCUUACCCAGAUGUUGAGGGCCGUCGGCAGAUCCUUGAGGCUCAUAUGUCGAAGGUCUUGAAAGCCAAUGAUGUGGAUCUUAAGACCACUGCAAAGGGGACUCGUGGCUUCUCAGGUGCAGACCUCGCAAACCUGGUGAACUAUGCCGCUCUCAAGGCUGCUAAGGAUGGAGCAGAAGCUGUUGCGAUGGAUCACCUCGAGUAUGCCACAGACACACUCAUCAUGGGCAGCGAGCGCAAAUCAGUUGGGAUGCCUGAUAGCUGCAAAAAGAUGAUUGCGUACCAUGAGGGAGGGCAUGCCAUUGUUUCUAUCCACACGGAUGGUACCGGUCCUAUCCACAAGGCUACCAUUGUUCCCAGGGGGUAUAUUCUUGGCAUGGUGACACAACUGGCAGACGAAGAAUAUGAGUACAAAUACUCAAGGAGGAAGAUGCUGGCAGAAUUGGAUUUCCUCAUGGGAGGCCGGGUGGCCGAGGAGCUUAUAUUUGGAGAGAGCGAGGUGAGCACUGCUGCUUUAUCUGAUCUAAGCACGGCGACCCAGCUGGCGACAGACAUGGUCGCCAGGCAUGGUAUGAGCAAGGUGGUCGGCCCUGUUUCCUACGACAAGGAGGGCGGUUGGAAUGCGAAGACCAUGAGCUGGCAAACGUCAACCCUGGUUGAUGGUGAGGUGAAAGCAUUACUGAACAAGGCUUACACCAACGCAAAAACGAUUCUCACAUCACACACGUGGGAGCUUCAUGCGCUAGCCAACGCACUUUUGAAGGAUGAAACUCUCACUGGAGACCAGAUCACGACCCUGCUGAAGAAUGAGACUGUCGCCAGAGAUCAGACCACGAGACCUGUUUGCAGCCUAGUUCCCACCACUGCUCCUGCCGCCAAUGAAGACCCAGCCCCAAGGCCGAAGAGAAGAUGCAGGGCCAAUAAGCGGGUGGCCGGUGACGAAUGGAUCACCAAGCGGCGAAGGGUUACUUAAAGACCAGGCGGACAUGGUGCGAACCAUCCUGCAUUGGAUCAAGGCGAACGGCUUCCUAGCAUCCUCACCUA